AUGGCCGGACCCAACGCCACGACGACCGCCGCCGACACCAGUGGCUUCGCGCGCCAGCGUCGAGGGGGUGGGACAUCGGAAUUCGUACCGGUGCGGACCGCCGUCGUCGAGGAGCUAUCCGACACAUCCGAGGAGGAGGAGGCGGCGGUAAACGACGACAGGAAUAAGGUAGGAGGGGAGAAGAAGAAUGAGGAGGACGCGCAAGAGAAGGAUUCACGGCCGCGAGCCCGCCGGCCGUCGGCCCGCGAGCGCGUCGCCGACGACGACGACUACAGCCCCUGGGUCGACGUGCUGCGCGUGCUCUCGUUCCUCGUCGUGGCCAGCUGCGCGCUCAGCUACCUGGUCUCGGGGGGCGAGAGCUUCACGUGGGGGAUGCAGGACCCGCCGCGGUACCUGCAGCUGCGGUGGUGGCAGGCCCAACUACGCGGACCGAUCUACCUGACGCCGGAGGAGCUGGCGCAGUACGACGGGCGGGACCCGCAGAAGCCGAUCUACCUGGCGAUCAACGGCAGCAUCUUCGACGUGUCGGCGAACCGGCGGACGUACGGGCCGGGGGGCUCGUACCGGUUCUUCGCGGGGGCGGACGCGUCGCGCGCGUACGUGACGGGCUGCUUCGCCGAGGACCGCACCGCCGACCUGCGCGGCGCCGAGGCCGCCUUCCUGCCUCUCGACGACCCCGCCGCCGACGCCCGCUACCCCGCCGCCGAGCUCGCCCGCCUCCGCCGCCGCGAGCGCGCCGACGCCCGCGAGCGCGUCCGCGAGGCCCUCGCCCACUGGGUCCAGUUCUUCGAGCGCAACCCCAAGUACCCCAAGGUCGGCUACGUCAGGCGCGACCCCGCCUGGCUCGACGCCGAGCCCCGCCGCCCCCUCUGCGACGCCGCCCAGAAGGCCAGGCGCCCCCGCCCGCCGCCCGCCGCCGCCGCCGAGGGGGAGGGGGACGUCGAGGGGAAAGGGAGAAGCUGA
This is a messenger RNA of Durotheca rogersii, 963 nucleotides long. RefSeq names its product cytochrome b5. The transcript has 2 exons. The record is from RefSeq and is a predicted model, not a curated record. Gene Ontology annotation, cellular component: membrane; endomembrane system. The coding region runs from base 1 to 963 and encodes 320 amino acids. NCBI's taxonomy places the organism in Eukaryota, Fungi, Ascomycota, Sordariomycetes, Xylariales, Xylariaceae.